AUGAAGAUUGUUUCUGCCUUCACCAUUAUUACCGGUAUCGUCACAUUGAUGACCACAUCCUGCAGUGCUUCUGUCUGCCUAACCCUCAAUAUUCCGGACAACCUCGGUGCGGGAACUAUGACAGCAAUUCCAGCCCCUACUGGAACAACGGAUGUCACUUGCGACGUUGCUUGCACCGCCGGCAACAACCGAGUUAGAAUGUUUCAAGGUGGGACAAGCGGGGACACUACAACUUCUUGCGGAACCUCCGUUUCCGCCAAGACAUCAGCCGAUACUCUGUUUGUGGAUUAUUUUGCGGAUAGCAACCUAAACCUGGUGAUUACGUGUUCUUGCGAUAAUCUCAGCACGGCUGCUCCGACUCCCGUUCCCGCUUCCUCUUGUUUCUCCGAGGAAGCCACUGUGGCAGUGGAACAACCAGGCCAAGGCCAAGCACCGGUACCUACCAAGAUGACUGAGUUGGAGAUUGGAGACAUGGUCUUGACAGCCAACAACCGCUUCCUGCCCAUCUAUGCCUUUGCUCACAAUGAUGCCACCACUGACACAGAAUUCCUCCAAAUCUACACCACAAGUGCCUACAAACCAUUGGAAGUCACUGGUCAGCAUUUGGUCUAUGUGCAGGGGAAGGAUGCCCCAGUCACGGCCAAAUCCAUCAAGGUUGGUGAUAGUCUCUCCCAUGCUCAAGCUGGACAUGGACAAGACGGAGCUGCUGUCGUCACCAAGAUUGAGACUGCCCAGCGCCAGGGAAUCUAUGCUCCUCUGACUCAGGAUGGCACCCUUGUGGUGGAUGGCAUUGCAACCUCCUGCUACAUUUCCCUCCAACCCAAUGGCGAUCCUCAAACCAUGGAACUACAAGGCCACGGCCACUCUGUGUUGUCCAUGUUCUCUCACCAUCGUGUUGCGCACCUGCUCAUGACUGUGCCUCGUUUGGUUUGCAUGGGUGGGAUCAACCCCAAGUGGUGCCAGAAGUACAACAAUGAUGGCGUGGCUCAUUUUGUGCAGAUGGCGUUUGAUUUGUCCGACUGGUUCCAUGCCCAGCAUUGGGUGGUUCAGUUGUUCCUUUUGGCUGUCUUCUUGGUUGUCUUAAGUCCCCUCUAUGCCUUGGAGCUCUUGUUUGGUUCCAAGCUGGCUGCUGUAACGAUUGUUGGUGGAUUGGUCUUUCUGGGUUUUGUCCAUGGAAACAAUAGUGCUGCUGCUGCUGUGGACCCAUCAAUGGAUUUGAAGAAGGAAGUUUGA
This is a messenger RNA of Seminavis robusta, 1233 nucleotides long. The record is from the annotation of a GenBank genome assembly. NCBI's taxonomy places the organism in Eukaryota, Bacillariophyta, Bacillariophyceae, Naviculales, Naviculaceae.